AUGCGCUUCAAUAUCGCCACUCUCGUCCUCGCCUCGGGGUUCGCCUCAGCUACAGGCACAGCUCAUGUGGCCAAUAAUACCUACAUCCAGACCUUGCAACAACAGAAUCUAGAUAUCGUCCGGCAGCUCCCACAGAUGUGUAGUCUCGCUGCUUGUCUCAACUUGACAGCCCAGAUUAUGUGUAUUGCUAAUGCCAUUAUCAAUGGUGAUCCGGCUGCUCUGCAGAAGUGCCUAACGACUUCCAUGAGUCAGAUCUGCUCAUGUGUUGCUUGUGUUCCAGCGGUUGAGAAUGUGCUUGCUGCGCUCGGUAUCUGUCCAGUUUCGAAUGAUGAUGACGACGAUGAGCCUUCUUCUGGGUAA
Messenger RNA from Penicillium psychrosexuale, 360 nucleotides. RefSeq lists its product as uncharacterized. The record is from RefSeq and is a predicted model, not a curated record. The transcript has 3 exons. Bases 1 to 360 code for a protein of 119 amino acids. Lineage: Eukaryota; Fungi; Ascomycota; Eurotiomycetes; Eurotiales; Aspergillaceae.